This is a messenger RNA of Zea mays, 1299 nucleotides long. RefSeq lists its product as uncharacterized. The coding region runs from base 166 to 867 and encodes 233 amino acids. NCBI's taxonomy places the organism in Eukaryota, Viridiplantae, Streptophyta, Magnoliopsida, Poales, Poaceae. The transcript has a single exon. Gene Ontology annotation, molecular function: DNA-binding transcription factor activity; DNA binding. The record is from RefSeq and is marked validated. Gene Ontology annotation, biological process: regulation of DNA-templated transcription.
AGGGAAGGGAAGCCAAGAAAACCACGCCACCGCCAAAAGCAGCUGCAGAUACCACUGCUGCUGCGCCUGCCUGCACAGCCCCCAGCAGGAGAGAGAGAGAGAGAGAAAGAGGGGGAGGCGGCAGCGGCAGCCAGCAAAGGCGGCGGCUUGCGGCUUGAGCUGUUGAUGAUGCAGGGCGAGUACCGGUCUUCCAUCGAGGAGUCGGCUGCGGCCGCUGUUGCCGCAGCCGCAGCCAUGGCUCCUCUGGCGGCCGCGGCGGUGAAGAUGGAGGCGGAGCAGGCGGCGAUGGCGGCGCCGCAGCUGGGGGCGGCGCACCAGCAGACGCAGCCGCGGCGGCAGUACCGCGGCGUGCGCAUGCGCAAGUGGGGCAAGUGGGUGGCGGAGAUCCGGGAGCCGCACAAGCGCACGCGCAUCUGGCUGGGGUCCUACGCCACGGCCGUGGCGGCGGCGCGCGCCUACGACACGGCCGUGUUCUACCUGCGCGGGCGGUCGGCGCGGCUCAACUUCCCCGAGGAGAUCCCCUCGUUCGGGCUGGCGGAUGGCGUGGACGUGGGGGAGCACGCGCGCGACCCGGCCGCCGCCGCCGCCGGCGGCGGCGGCGGCUGCACGCUGUCCGCGGCGUCCAUACGGAAGAAGGCCAUCGAGGUGGGGUCCCGCGUGGACGCGCUCCAGACCGGCAUGGUGGUCCCGCCGCCGCACCACCGCGAGCGCCAUAGGCACCACAACCACCUGCCGCAGCUGCGGGUGCACGCGGAGGAGCAGCAGGAGGAAGAGGAGCAGAAGCCGCAGCGGCCUGCGUGGAGCGGGCGCGUCAAGAACCCGGAUCUGAACCGUGCGCCGAGCCCCGAGAGCUCCGACGCCGAGUGACAAGCGAGCGAGAGAGCUGAGCAGCAGGCACCGCAAGGCGAGGUUCAACGACGACGUCCGUUAUCGGUUAUUCCCAAUCCCACGACGCAGCAUGCCGUUGUCGUCUCCGUCCGACCGUCCCCACGUACGUACGUACGUACACGACGAUCCAGCUGACCCGGCCGCCUGCCUAUCCUAUCCUAUCCGUCCUCGACGACCGGAUGGUCGGCGGGCGGGAGGGCGGUGCGGCGAGGGUUUUGGCCUUUUGGGUACGUUGUGGAUAAGCACGAAGGCAGCAGGCCAGCAGCAGCAGGGGCGGCGUGGCGGGCGGGCAGGCAGGGGCAGGGCAGGCGGAGACGGAGGGAGGCGGCCACAAGCGGCGGUCUUUCCAAAAUGUCAAAAAGGACAGCUGUAACAGCGAUAAGAAAAACAAGUCAUCAUCACCCUCUCUCA